Molecule: messenger RNA, 498 nt
Organism: Olea europaea var. sylvestris
Lineage: Eukaryota; Viridiplantae; Streptophyta; Magnoliopsida; Lamiales; Oleaceae
Exons: 3
Coding region: 1-498 (165 amino acids)
Source: RefSeq, a predicted model, not a curated record
AUGGAGGGGAGUGCUGGUUUGGGAAAAAUGUAUGCUAUCGAUGUGGCCAAGAAGGGAAGGAAAGUGAAAGUCAAAGUCUUUGCUUUAACUCGGGAAGAGGCAACAGAGGAUCCAAAUGUAAUGGCAGACUCCGGAGCUACUCAUUCAUUUAUCUCCACCGCAUUUAUUGCUAAAUCACGUACUGCAUGUGAAAAAUCUGAUAGUGUUCUAGAAAUUUCUAUUCCAUCUGGUAGAAUUUUGAAUACCAAUCAGAUCGCUAGGGCGGUAAAAUUAGUAAUGGAAGGAAAAGAAUUUGUAGCUGAUCUACACCUCCUAGACAUGAAAGACUUUGACGUUAUUCUAGGAAUGGACUGGUUGGGAAGCAAUCACGCAACCAUUCGAUGUUUUGAAAAGGAAGUAUUUUUUCAGAGGCCUGGGGAGGAUGAAUUUCGAUUUUUCGCAGUACAAGUUAAGUCUUUACCGCGAAUCGUGUCGGCCAUGAAAGCAGAAAAGAUGUAA